AUGGUCGUGUUGUGGCCAUUGCUGGCCCUCAUAGCGAGUCCGGCCGGCGCCGAAGUCAGUCACCUGCCCGACAUGUAUAUUUCGGGGUCACCAGAAAGCAGUCAAGCGGUUGAGAGCAUGGCUAAUGAGUUACAGGAUAAAUCGCAGGCUGCCGACGGCGUUUACUAUCCCGGUCUGGGGGUGCCCUUACCGCCGGGCUAUAAUGUGCCCACGGGCACCAAUGUGGGACCCCCACCCAAUACACCGCCAAACUUUCCGCUGCCAAUCUAUCCGCCAUACUUUGGUUUCGGCGGAGGCGGGCCUGGCAUACCCACGCAAUUGGGAGUUGAUGGAUUCGGACAGGGCUUCGGACAAGGAUACGGCAAUGCUUUGGGACCUGGACCCGGUCCCGGACCUGUUCCCGGAGCUGGACCUGGAAUAUAUCCUAAUGCAGCACAAUUGCAGGGUGGGACUCAGGGCUUUGCAAAUGGACCACCACUACAAGGUGGUCCCCAAGCGGGUGCAGGCUUUCCCCAAGGCGGCGCCUUUCCACCAAAUUUCCCCCCAUCGCAAGGCCUGCAAGCAUUCCAGCCAGGUCCAGGGUUUGGCUUGCCACCGCCGGGCUAUGGAGGACCCCAAGGACCAGGCGCUAACUCGUUCGGCGGCCAACCAUUUGGGGCACAAUUCCAGCCCCAGCCACCAUCACCUUACGGCCCCUUCCCACCACAAUUCGACGAGCCUCAGCCUGAGCCUGAGCCUGAGCCCGCAACUCCAGAGACAGACGAAGCGAAAAAAUCCGCGGACACUGUCUAUGGCAGCAAUGGCGGUUACGUCUACAAACGCACCAAAUAA
Molecule: messenger RNA, 831 nt
Organism: Scaptodrosophila lebanonensis
Lineage: Eukaryota; Metazoa; Arthropoda; Insecta; Diptera; Drosophilidae
Product: U1 small nuclear ribonucleoprotein C
Exons: 1
Coding region: 1-831 (276 amino acids)
Source: RefSeq, a predicted model, not a curated record